Molecule: messenger RNA, 1927 nt
Organism: Empidonax traillii (willow flycatcher)
Lineage: Eukaryota; Metazoa; Chordata; Aves; Passeriformes; Tyrannidae
Product: natural resistance-associated macrophage protein 2-like
Exons: 11
Coding region: 91-1287 (398 amino acids)
Biological process (GO): metal ion transport
Cellular component (GO): plasma membrane
Molecular function (GO): manganese ion transmembrane transporter activity; cadmium ion transmembrane transporter activity; iron ion transmembrane transporter activity
Source: RefSeq, a predicted model, not a curated record
GGGGAUGAGGCGGCGGCGGGGCCGGGGGCGGCCGGGGCCGCCAAUGUGUCCAGUAUAAAGCAGUCCCUGGAGCAGGGGAAAGGCUCCUCCAUGGGGAACCCGGACAUGGAGCGGAAGGCGUCCUACGAGGAUGUCUCUGGGGAGCCCGGGGGAGUUGGGGGGGUGGUCAGCACCAUCUCCAGCAGCAGGAGCCCCCUGCAGCCCCCCGAGGACACCGAGGACGAGCCCUUCACCACCUACUUCGACAGCAAGAUCCCGAUCCCCGAGGAUGAGACGGUGAGGGGGGAAAAUCCCCACGGGAAGAUCUGCCUCAGGCACCUGAGUCACUCCCACGGGCACCACUUCCCCUUCCAGCCCGGGCUGGGGAGGCUGGUCUGGAGAUGGGGGUUUGCAGGAGGAGGGGAUGGGGUUGUCCUGGACUGGGAAGGGGGACCUGGAGAUGGAGAUUGGGGAGAGAAAGGGCGAGGGGUCUCCUGGUUCCCUCGGAUCAUCCUGUGGCUGAUGGUGGAACUCGCCAUCAUCGGCUCCGACAUGCAGGAGGUCAUCGGCUCGGCCAUCGCCAUCAACCUGCUCUCCGUGGGCAAGAUCCCGCUCUGGGGCGGGGUGCUCAUCACCAUCGCCGACACCUUCGUCUUCCUCUUCCUCGACAAAUACGGCCUGAGGAAGCUGGAGGCGUUUUUCGGGUUCCUGAUCACCAUCAUGGCCCUGACCUUCGGAUACGAGGUACGUCCUGCCUGCAGGGGACACCGAGGGGCUGGAGCGUGUCCAGGGCUGGGAGGGUUCCUGAACCUCCGCUGGUCCCGCUUUGCUCGGGUGCUGCUCACGCGCUCCAUCGCCAUCACCCCCACGCUCUUCGUGGCCAUCUUCCAGGACGUGGAGCACCUGACGGGCAUGAACGACUUCCUCAACGUGCUCAUGAGCCUGCAGCUGCCCUUUGCACUGAUCCCGGUGCUCACCUUCACCAGCCUGCCCAGCGUGAUGCACGACUUUGCCAACGGCCUGUUCUGGAAGGUGGCCGGGGGCCUCCUGAUCCUGCUCAUCUGCUGCAUCAACAUGUACUUCGUGGUGGCCUACGUGAAGGACCUGCACAACCUGGGGCUGUACGUGGGGGCCGCCGUGCUCAGCGUGGUCUACCUGUCCUUCGUGGCCUACCUGACCUGGCUGUGCCUCAUCGCCCUGGGCGCCUCCUUCCUGGCCUGCGGGAACACGGGCCGCCUGGGCUUCGCCGCCCGCCCCGAGCUCUUCCUGCUGGGACACGUGGACUCCGACACCUCCGUCACCAGGUGAUCCCGGCGCCGGGAUCGGAUCGGAGCCCCCCGGGACCCCUCUGUCACCCAGCGCGGCAGGACAGACCCCCCCGGGCCCCCCCGGGCCGCGGGACCCCCGUCCCCCAGCGCGGCACAGCCCCGGGCCGCGGCAGGAGCGGAGCCGGAAUUCCCGGGAGAACGGCGGGAUCGGGAUCGGGAGGAGCCGGCGGGGCUCGGGGAGACCCCGGCCCAGCCCCCCCAGUCCGGGGGGGGUUUCCCCCAUUUUUCCGCCCCCCAAAACAGCUGAUCCGGGAAAGGUCCGUUGAUAUUUCCCGGGUUUCCAUCCCUGUCUCCCCACGGGGUUGGUGCGACGUUGAGCCUUGGGAGUUUUCCCUAACUGGGGAUAUUCCAGGCUGUUUCAGGAAUUCUCAUUAAAAGCCAGGUUUGCCGCCGGGCUCUGGCCUUGGGCCGGGGCUGGCACAGGGGACUGAGCUGUUUCCCGGCAUUCCCAGGAUUUUUGGGUGCUCCUGGAGCCCCAAACGAACCCUCAGCAGGGUUCGAGAGCAGCAACUCUCAGAGAACGCGAUGGAGCAGUUGGUUGGAAUUUCCAGUUGGAAAGGGAACAGUUUUCCUUUUCUCUUCGAGUUUCACUCCGUUUUAGAAAUAAAAUUAUACUCCCA